Messenger RNA from Brassica oleracea var. oleracea, 1200 nucleotides. RefSeq names its product putative fasciclin-like arabinogalactan protein 20. The record is from RefSeq and is a predicted model, not a curated record. The transcript has a single exon. Bases 46 to 1149 code for a protein of 367 amino acids. Lineage: Eukaryota; Viridiplantae; Streptophyta; Magnoliopsida; Brassicales; Brassicaceae.
UCCUUCAACAAGAUAGAGAGAGAUCGAGCUCAAAGAAGGGCAUCAAUGGCGUCGAAGCUUCUUACUUCCUUCUUUCUCCUAUUUCUCUAUCUCGUUUCAGUUUCCGAUGCUUCUCUGACAUCUAUCUCCUCCGCCGUUGAAGUCCUCUGCGAUUCCGGCUACUUCUCCAUGGGACUCACUCUAAAGAUCGCCGACAAAGAUCUACGCCUAGAUGAUUGGCAAGAACUCACCAUCUUCGCUCCUUCCGAUCAAGCUUUCUCCGCCUCUGGACAGCCUUCGCUACUCUCUAUCAAGUACCACCUCUCUCCGACGAGACUCCCCGGAGAAACCCUAACGAACCUUCCUCACGGCGCGAAACUCCCCACUCUCAGAUCUAAUUCCUCUCUAACCGUCACGAACUCAUCGCGAUCUGGCCGAGUGAAUCUUUCGAUCAACGGCGUCGUAGUCCAAGAUUCACCUCUGUUCGACGACGGCUACGUCGUGAUUUACAGUUCCGACGAGUUUUUCUCACCGCCGAUCAUUACUCCGCCAUCGUCUCCUUCGAUCGUUACAUCUCCUGCUGAAUCAAUCGAUUCGAUUUCGAUUCCUAUCCCUAGCUCAGCCCCUCGCUCACCGGUUAAAUCUAAACCGGUGAAUUGCUUCAACAUCUUCGAGUCGGCUUCGAGUUUGUUACUUUCCAGAGGUUUCGUGAUCAUGGCUACGUUUCUCGCUCUACAGCUCGAGAUCUCUCCUGGGAACGACACGAAGCUCACAGUCUUCGCUCCGAUCGACGAAGCGAUCUCCGUCAACAAGUUCUCCGAUUACGCUAUUAUCUUCAGAGGGCAUGUGAUCAAGCGGCUUCUCUCGUGGAAAGAUCUUGAGAAACUUGCGUGGGAAGGAUCGAUUCUGCAGACUGCUCUCAAAGGUUAUGGGAUUGAGCUUUCUUGGUCUGGUGAUUUUCUUCUUCUCAAUGGAGUCCCACUUGUCUUUCCGGAUCUGUACGCCAACGAAUGGAUUGUUGUUCAUGGAGUUAACCAAAUGAUUGCACCGCAAGCAAGCCAGGCUAAAGUGGGAGAGUCAAUCUCAGAGCUAAACGGUGGAGAAGAAGAAGAAGAGGAUGAUGUUCAUGGUGAGUCCUCUACUGAGUUAGGUGACUAUGGUCUUCACUGAUUCGUCUAAUGCAUUUUCAGAUGAUCUUGAAACUGUUCUUAGCGUUGUUAU